This is a messenger RNA of Tetrahymena thermophila SB210, 3840 nucleotides long. Its product is annotated as cyclic nucleotide-binding domain protein. Lineage: Eukaryota; Ciliophora; Oligohymenophorea; Hymenostomatida; Tetrahymenidae. The transcript is spliced from 5 exons. The record is from RefSeq and is a predicted model, not a curated record.
AUGGAAGAUAAAUCUUUCUAAGGCAGUCAAAUGCAUCUCCGUAAGUCUAAAGGUAAUGAAGAAGUCUUUAAUAGCUAAGGCAUUCAGUAAGAUCUCAGUUCUCUAAGUAACGGUGAUGCGAUCCACUCAGAUAACUAAAGUAACAUUUAGUAGCUGCAAUCUCUUAAUAUUUACAAUCUUCAGUAAAAAUUCUUUAAUGCAGAAGAACACAAUUAAUUGAGCAAUUAAAUGAAAAAGAAUCAAAGCGAAGAAUAUAUUCCUGUUAUUGAUUCUGCAGUAUUCAGUACCACAAAGAUAAAGAAUAAAAGAGGAUCUGGAUAAGAAAAUAGCUUUUUUAAUGGGUAAGGCUAAAUUACUUAAAAACGUAAUUCAAUUCGUAAAUAACCAAGCGAAGUGCUUUCUAUUCUAAGUAAUUAGAAUUUGAAUUUUCUAAAUUCCAACAAUCCUAAAAAUGAAUCUAAUUCUUAAAGUAGUGAAUUUAUUUAGUCUUAAUUAGCAAGCGUUAAUUAAGGAAAAGCCAAUUUUCAAUAAAGUUAGCAAUCAUUUAAUGAAAAAAAAUAAUAAAAAAGAGAAAGCAUCCUUCUCAAUAGUAAUAACAGCAGUAUUAACAAUAUAAAUUCUAAUGGAAUGGCAGUUAGCUAAAAUAAUAAUAAUAAUUAAAUAAUUAACUUGUAAAACUUAAGCAAUCUGCAAACAAACAACAUAACUACAAAUGGAAUAAAUUUUAAAUAAGAAAGUAGCUUUGUAAAUAACAUGAUAAGUGCUAGAGAUUUACCAAACAAUAAUGUUUUAAAUACAAGUCUCAGUAAUUUAAAGCCUGUUUCUAACACAAAUAGCACACUAAAUGUAUAAAAAAUGGCUUAAAUUCUACAAAUUUAAUAGUAAAAAGAGUAAGCUGUUUCAUAGAUUAAAAAAUUAAACUCGAUUUAGAGUAAAAAGUUGAUGAUUCAGCAGUAGUAAGAAAUACAACAAAGAAUAGUUUCAAGUAUGAUUAAUAACAAAAACACGAUAUAAAGCAAUAAAUUAAAUAAUGGUUAAUUUUCGGUAAUAAAUCACUCUCAAAUAAAUACAGAAUAAAAGUAAAAUUAGAAUAUAGAGUUUGAUGAAAUAUAUGCUUAAUCAAAGGAGAUGAUUAACGAUCUUUCAUCUCUUAAAGAAAAGACAGUUUAAAAGGGUAAAAAUGUUUUGUAAAAUAUUUUUAGAGUUUCAAUAAUGAUAAUUAGCUUAAAUUAUUUUUGUCUUGUUGAUUAUUUAAAAAAAAAAAAAGCUAUUUCAGCAUUAGGGUUAGUUAACUUUAUUUUUUAAAUCGUGAGUCUUCUGUGUAAUAUUUUAAUAAUUUAAUAUUUCUUGCUAAAAAUAUUUAAAACCCUUGAAGGAAAUGCUAUGAGUUCAACUUAUAUUGAUAUUACUUGUCUCAUUUUUGGUCAACUUGAAGUUUUUUUCACAUUUGUUUUUGCCCAAUAUGAUUCAUAAGCUAUGAAAAUAAUUUAUAGUUCAAGCGAAAUCUCAAAAAAAAAUUUUACUUAACACUCUUAGUAUUUAAUCUUAUUAUUUGAUUUAUUAUGCUUUUUAGUCGUUUUACUUGAAAUUAUAUGGUCGAUUGUUGAUUUUUCGAUAAAUUCUGCAUUACUAAACAUCAUUAGAAGUCUUAUGCUAUUCAAGCUUUUAAGAAUAUUAAGCAGUCUUUCUGCUCUUCAUUCCCAUUUUUUCAAAAGAUAAUAUUACUAUUAAUACGAGAUGUUUCGUAUAUUAACAACGGCAACUCUCCUCAUCUUAACGUUUACAAAUCUCUGGUGCGCAUUGGCAAGCUAUUACUUUUAGGUUGCUAACAUGCAAGAAUUUCAAAUAUUAAUUACUGCAAAUAUCCCAAAUGAUGAUUAUAAUCAAUAAUUUUUGUUUUUUUUGAACAAGGUAAUUGAGAACACCUUCAGUAUCUAUACAACUCUUGAAUCCGAUGAUAAGCAUUUUGAAUAAACUUUUUUGAUCUCUUUACAACAUAUAUUUAUAGGAGUAUUUUAUAUACACAUGUUUUAGUCUUUCUUCACAUUAUCAAAGACUAUCUGUGAGUUUAAUAGAAAAAAAAGACAAACAUAGAUAGAUCUUAUUGAAUACUCAAAAAAAAUUAAUCUUGAAGACAGCAUACUUGAUCAAAGUAUCCUUUAUAUAUCUAAUUUGCCUGAUAAUCCUAAUAAAUAUAGUAAUUUUAACUCGCAUACAGAAGCUCUGAAAAUUCUUCCACGCUCUUUCAAAAAUUAAAUUGAGGAGUACUUCGAAGAACUACUUUUUGAUUAAAUCCCAUUUCUCUCAUAAUUUUAAACAUCAUUGAAGAAUAAAAUAUAUUCUUAAAUUGAAGAAAUAACCUAUCUACCAGAUGAAUAAAUCAUAACGGAAGGUUAAAUAGAUGAUAGCUCUCUAUACUUUAUUAUUGAAGGCGAAGCAAAAGUCUUCUAUCAACAGAAAUUAGACUCAAAAGCUUUCCAUACUUUUAAAACUUUAAAAAAGCUAGAUUAUUUUGGAGAGAUAAGUUUCCUAACAGGAUAACCUAGGAAAGCUAGUGUAAAGUCUAUUGGCUAUUUAACAGUAAUUAAAAUAUAAAGAAAGACUUUGAUAAAUUUGAUAUAGCAUCAUAUACUUGAUUACUAAGCUUUUUGCAUGAUGAGAGAUUAAAUUAUGAACAAUCAAAACUAUUCCUUCAUAAAUUUAAAAUGCUAUAUUUGCGAUUAGCAUACACAUCUAGCAUCUGUUUGUCCUUUUGCUCAUUAUAGAAUGGAUUUAGUAUCUUAUGUCAAAGCAUAUUACUUAGAUUCUAAAGAUCAAGUGAGAUAGUCUUUUGAAAGAAAGAAAAAAAACAGCAUAAAAGCAGUCACUUGUUUAAAAAAAAUUCAGAGAGCAGUUAGUGGUAUCUUAGAAGAUACACUUAUCCAGGGUAUUCUAUCUGAAGAUUAUAGUUCAGAUUUGUAAUUUGAUGAAGAAGAGUUUGAUAAAAAGAUAUACUAUGAUAGUAUCCUACUUUCUUUAGAAUUCUCAGAGUAAGAAAAAGAAAAUAACCUUUAAAAUAAUCUUAGUAAAAGACCUCCUUCUUAAAUACAUGUAUCUAAUUUACCUAUGACACCUGAUAGAAGAACAAGUUCAAAAUAAAAUGUUAAAAAUGGAUCAUUGGUAGCAAGUGUAGAAGAAGACAUAGAAUCAGGACUGAAUUCGAACAUGAAUAAUGAAAUAGUCUUUUCUUCUUCAUCAAUUAAUAAUAAAAUUCUGCUUAAGUCAAAAACUAAUCCUAAAGAAGAAAAGAAUAGCCCUAAGCAUAGAGCAAGUAAAGGAAAAUCAGUUAGUAUCUAAAAAGCUGACUCUUUAACAAACCAAGGAGGAUCAAGAUAUAGCAGAUCUCAUUUCCACUAGCCAGUAACUCUAUCAUCCAUUUCUCAUAAAUCUUCAAAGGAAAAAGAUGAAAUUCCUUACUUUUUAUCUAGAGAUGAUUUAAGCGAAAAAGUAUUUAAUUUUGCAGCAUAUUUCCCAGAUAGUAAUGCUAAAAGUAUUAUUGAGAGUUUUAAUAAAAGCAUAAAGCUAAAUAGCAAAAAUGAAAUAAUUUUUAAGUAAGGGUCAUUAAGUAGCUAAAAUUUUGACUUUCCUAACUAGCUUAGCUCAAUUUAAAACCAGGUAAUUGGGUCUUAAUUUUAAAAGCAAUUAUCGUUCUAUUCAGUACCAAAUUAUGGAUAAUCCAUACAAAAUUAUUAAUAAGCUCAAAGAGAGCAUUAAGAAAAAGUACAUCGUAAAUUAAUUGAUUAAAUUAAUAACAAUAAUUUUAUAAGCUACAUUGAUAAUGAAGAGUUAUUUUUUAACUGA